Molecule: messenger RNA, 4790 nt
Organism: Larimichthys crocea (large yellow croaker)
Lineage: Eukaryota; Metazoa; Chordata; Actinopteri; Sciaenidae
Gene: srebf1
Product: sterol regulatory element binding transcription factor 1
Exons: 19
Coding region: 238-3786 (1182 amino acids)
Biological process (GO): regulation of transcription by RNA polymerase II
Cellular component (GO): nucleus
Molecular function (GO): RNA polymerase II cis-regulatory region sequence-specific DNA binding; protein dimerization activity; DNA-binding transcription factor activity, RNA polymerase II-specific
Source: RefSeq, a predicted model, not a curated record
CUCGGUAAGCAUGUUAGUACUGAAUGAGCCUUCAGUGUUUGGCUUGACAAGUUUCCCCGAGCGAUCAUGGGGCGAAGGAGAGAGUAGUUUAGUUGACAGAUCUGUGGAAAGUUGCUCACUUUAAGCGUGUUUAUUUGUGGGGGGGUGGGUGGAGACCUGACGCUUUUUUUUUGGUAAAUGUAGUUUCUCUCUGAGCAGUCAGGUGUAUUAUUGGAGAGCCCGCACACAGGAGUAAAGAUGAACAGCCUGUCGUUUGACGAUCCUUCGCUGGAUAACCUGGAUCCCACACUGUCGCUGAAUGACCCCAGCGAUAUUGACACGGCCCUCUUGAACGACAUUGACGACAUGUUGCAGCUGAUUGGAAACCAGGACAUGGAGUUUGGAGGACUGUUUGACAGCCCUCCAUACUCAGUGCCCCCUCCCAUCCAAGAGCUUCCUGUUUUGACCCAGACCAUCACAACAGCAGCCCCUCCGACCACCCCUACCCCACCUCCGUCUACACCCUCCUCUUCAAUCCUAAGCAGUAGCCCCCACCUGGAUGCACUCCUGGGCCCUCCCAUCAACCGUCGUUCCUCCAAGACCUGCCUACAGCCUACAACCUUCCAGCAGUCCCCCCUGGCCCAGGUGCCCAGCUCCACCCAAAGGCAGCAGCCAGCCUCCCCGCAGCAGCAGCCUCAGAGCCUCAGACAGCCCCAGGUGGAGCAACCCCAACCCAUCCUCAGUCCAACUGCCCCGGCACAGGCAGCUUCCCCCCACGGUUCACCGGGACCGAGCCCAGCUUUUAGCUCAACGCCACAGGCCCUCUUUACCACGCCCGUACCCCAGACUUCACCUCAACCACAGACACCACUUCAGGUCCAGACGCAGCCUCAACAGGCCCCAACCACCUACAGCAACAGCUUCACAGUCGGCUCUCCUUGCAGUCUGAGCCAACCCACCACCAGUUUGUCAUCCUCACCUCCAAGUGUCCAGCCAGUGACCAUUCAGGCUCAUAUCCAAGGGCUGACCAGCACGUCGUCUCUCCUGGCCACGACAGCAAGCACGACAGCCCAAACCAUCACAUCCCACGUACAGCAAGUACCCGUUUUGCUGCAGCCCCAGUUCAUCAAGGCUGAGUCACUGCUGCUGACCACUCUGAAGCAUGACCCCUGCAUUGUUACGACAGUGUCCUCUCCCACUACCCUAGCCACCACCACCACCCCAGUACAGAGCACUUCACUGCAGGCCUUUAUGGGCGGUGGCACCAUCCUGACCACGGUGCCCGUCAUGGUGGAUACUGACAAGCUGCCAAUCAACCGCAUCGCCAUCAGCGGCAAGAUGGCCGGCCAGCCACCAAAGGGAGAGAAGCGCACGGCCCACAACGCCAUCGAGAAGCGCUACCGCUCCUCGAUCAAUGACAAAAUCAUCGAGCUCAAAGAUCUGGUGGCCGGCACUGAGGCCAAGCUCAACAAAUCUGCAGUGCUGAGGAAAGCCAUCGACUACAUCCGUUACCUGCAGCAGAGCAACCAGAAACUCAAACAGGAGAACAUGGCUCUUAAAAUGGCGGCUCAGAAAAACAAGUCUCUCAAAGACCUGGUUGCCAUGGAGGUGGACGGGGCAGCUGAUGUGAAGAAUGAGCUGCCCACCCCUCCGGCCUCUGAUGUCGGCUCCCCCACCUCUUUCUCGCACUGUGGCAGCGACUCAGAGCCCGACAGUCCGAUGGUGGAAGAGAUCAAGCCAAAUUUGGGCAUGCCGGACAGGCCGGCAGCAGGGGGGAGCGCCGGUGGCAUGUUGGACCGUUCCCGCAUGGCGUUGUGCGCCUUCACCUUCCUCUUCCUCUCCCUCAACCCUCUGGCUGCCCUGCUCUGCUCAUCAGGCAGCAGCUCAGCAGUAAAUCCUGCAGCCACUGCCCCCCAUCACGCAGGAAGGACCAUCCAGGGUCUGGAUAUUACAGUGGACUCGUGGGGCUGGAUGGACUGGAUGCUACCAACUAUACUGGUGUGGCUUCUGAACGGCGUUCUGGUGUCUGGAGUUCUGAUCCGUCUGUUGGUGUAUGGAGAGCCCGUAACCAGACCACACUCUGGAUCUUCUGUCUUGUUCUGGAGGCACCGCAAGCAGGCUGACCUGGACCUAGCGAGAGGAGAUUUCGCCCAGGCCAGUCAGAACCUGUGGACCUGUCUAAAGGCCCUUGGUCGUCCCUUGCCCACCUCACAGUUGGACCUGGCCUGCGCUGCACUCUGGUCCCUGUUGCGAUUCUGCCUCCAGCGCCUCUGGGUUGGCCGAUGGCUGGCCGCCCGUGCUGGAGGCCUGCGAUCUGACCGCCCCCUGCAGGAGGAUGCCUGCAAGAGCAACCGUGACGCCGCCCUGGUUUACCACCGCCUGCACCAGCUACACAUGACAGGUAAGCUGAAUGGUAGCCACCUGUCAGCCGUGCACAUGGCUCUAAGUGCAGUGAACCUGGCAGAGUGUGCUGGCUCCUGCCUGCCCGUAGCCUCUGUGGCCGAGGUCUACGUCUCCGCAGCUCUACGGAUCAAAGCCAGCCUGCCAAGGAUCCUGCAUUUCACCUCUCGUGUGUUCCUGAGCAGUGCCCGCCAGGCAUGCCUGUCAUCCAGUGGCAGUGUGCCUCCAGCUAUGCAGUGGCUCUGUCACCCGCUAGGUCACCGCUUCUUUGUGGACGGGGACUGGGCUAUCCGCAGCACUCCUAAAGAAAGCAUCUACAGCCAGGCUGGCAAUACUGUGGAUCCUCUGGCCCAGGUGACUCAGGCGUUCAGAGAGCACCUCCUGGAGAAGGCUCUGUACUGCGUGGCUCAACCUUCUGGAGAGAAAAUCCCCAGCCAGGGCGAGGGGGAGUAUGCUGAUGCCCUGGAGUACCUUCAGCUGUUGAUCAGUGCAUCGGAUGCAGCCGGUGCCACCUCCCAGUCCUUUGCGAUCGGCUCCAACAUGGCCACGGUGACCGGGUGCGACCCCCAUUCCAAGUGGUGGUCCUCGGUUACCGUGGUGAUCAUCAACUGGCUCCAGGGAGACGAUGCCGCGGCGGAGAGGCUGUAUCCGACCGUCGAGCACUUGCCGCGCAGUCUGCAGAACGCAGAGAGUCUUCUGCCCAAGGCAUGUCUGAACACGUUCAGGGCGGUGCGGGCUCUGCUGUCCAAGCCAGAAAACUGCCAGCUGAGUCUGAGCUACAGCGACAAGGCCAGCACCCUGCUCCGAGACAGCCUCAACCUAGGACCACACUGCCACAGCUCCAGUUUAGACAAGGUCGUCCAGUUGCUCUUGUGUGAUCUCCUGUUGGUGAUGAGGACCAAUGUGUGGCGUCUGCAGCAGCAGCAGGGGGCCGGUCCUGCUGGGUCGGGGUCGACAGGCGCCAGCGUCCCCGCGGGGGUCCACCAGGCCUCGCCGCCAGAGCUCCAAGGCUUCCAGCAAGAUCUGAGCUCCUUACGCAAGCUGGCGCACAGCUUCAAACCUGCAAUGCGAAGAUUGUUUCUUCACGAAGCUACAGCCAGGCUAAUGGCAGGGGCCAGUCCCACCCGCACACAUCAGCUCCUGGAUCGCUCGCUGCGACGCAGAGCAACGCCCGGGGCCAAGACAGAGGAGUGCGAGACUCGGCCAGGCCAGCGGGAGCAGGCGGAGGCCGUGAUGCUGGCUUGCCGCUACCUUCCCCCCUCCUUCCUGUCAGCUCCCGGCCAACGGGUGGGCAUGCUGGCGGACGCGGCCCGCACCCUGGAGAAGCUGGGAGACAAGAGGACCCUCCACGACUGCCAGCAAAUGAUCAUCAAGCUGGGCAGCGGCACGACUGUCACCAACAGCUAGAGAGAAGGCACGGGGAGGGGCUGAGAGACAUGCAUGGACACUGUAUAUAGAAACAUUUCUGACACACACACACACAAACAGGAAAGACAACCCCACAGACACCACAACCAAUACAGUCUCUGGUAUUUUGGCGUGCAGCUUUUGAACAGAUUUAUUAAAAUAUACAAGUUCCUAUCAAAUAGUCAGGAUUGUUUUUCAUGGAUCGUCCCUCCCGCCACCCCAACAACACAUCAGGAGGCACUUGUUAGAAUCCGCGCUCUUGUUGCUGCGGAUCGUUACCAGAAUAUAAGAAGCAUUUUUCUCUUACGGAGCUGAAUCACCCUCGUGAGAACGCAUUGCAGUGCCACAGUUUGUCCACAGAGAGGAGCCAUCUCAGUUCAGUGUGAAUGAUGUAUGUGAGCGCGUGCGUGCAUGUGUGUGUGAAGCAUGAAUGAGAUAUUUGCCAUGCGUUUAUUCAGCCUAGUCCCAGCCCUCGAUUUUUGUUUUUUUCUCGACGUGGCAGGAGUUCUCCGUAGGUUAAGAGUGGCGGGCUGCUCUGAUUGGCUACAGAGUGAUGCGUCUCUGCAAAGCGACCAAACUUGGACCGGUCUGACCGCGAGUUUGUUCAGCGGGUAGCUGCUCCGCAGGUUGUUUUUUAAAAUGGUGUCAAAGAUGAUUUGAAUCAUGUUUCACUGUCGAUAAUCUGCGGCGAGCUCUCUCUUAUAUGCACUAGCCCUGCGAGGCUGAUUUUUCAAGGAAAAGAAUAAUAAAUAUGGCUUUAUGAGGUUAUUAUCAUGAACCUAUCAUUGUUUUGUUUUGCUGUGUACAUAUUUUAAAAUGUAUUUAUAAUCUGUAUGAUUUGAUUAAGCAGUAUUUUGCAUAAGCAGAGUGAUAAAUGCUUAUUUUCUUCCCUUAAACCUGUUUGGUAGCUUUUGACCAGGCCCACAUAAUGUAGUUACUGCACUGUAUUGCUUAUGUUCAUGAGUGUCAAAACGGGGACAGUAUCAGGUUAUUUAUGUCACAUC